Eucalyptus grandis is the source of this 1184-nucleotide messenger RNA. RefSeq lists its product as uncharacterized. The record is from RefSeq and is a predicted model, not a curated record. Bases 43 to 1056 code for a protein of 337 amino acids. The transcript has 2 exons. Lineage: Eukaryota; Viridiplantae; Streptophyta; Magnoliopsida; Myrtales; Myrtaceae.
CAUUGCCGACCAAAUCAUCGAGUUUUUCUACCUAGAGGAGAGAUGCCAAAGUGGUUGCUGCCCAAUAAAGAGGGUUAUAUAUCUUUCGUGGCUUCAAAGAACUUAUAUGAAAAGAUCCUAGGAGUAGCUUUCUGUGUUGUAUUUCAAGUGGUGCAUAGGUCACGUGAGAGUACUUCAUUCGAGGUUAUAGGAUCUGUUAAUUGCAAAGCCGCAAUACACAAAAGGCAUUUGAAGUUCUUUGAUUUGGAUAAUUUUUGGCUGGAGUAUAUGGAAUUAAAGGAUUUGUGGACAAUAGACCAUUUUGAUCCAAAUGACCAGACUCAUUUCCGCAUUAGCAUUAGAGUAUGCAAUUAUCAAAAACUACUUGUGAAGAAGUGUGGAUUCCGACUAAUAUGCAAGCCACUAGAGAAUGAUUCAGAAGUUUUGCUUCAAGACGAUCAGUUGCUAGAUCCAGCUUUAUUGUACGAGGUUUCGCAUGAAGAUAAUCCAAUGAGCACAAAGGAAAAAGGAUUGAACAUGGUUAAUUUGUCAAUCGAGAGGCAUCGCUAUUCCAGCCUUUGGUCUCACUAUGGGAAUGUUAGCCCCGGAAGAGAGAUGCCAAAAGGGUUCGUCCUUGUUGAAGACGGUAGUAUAUCUUUCAAGGCUUCGAAAGACUUGUACAACAACUUCAUAGGAUUUUUUCUAUGUGUUGUCUUUGAUGUAGAAGAUGGAGAAAAGGAAGUAUCUUUCGACAUCAUACCACAUGUCAACGGCCAAAGGCGGAAUGAGGUAUCGGGAACUCUCGGUUCAUUUGAGACAAAUCACGUGUGGCUUCAAUUUUUCGGAACAAAUGCGUUGUGGGGAUUGUUGGAGGGAGUAGUCGACUUUGGUCAAUUUGACGAGAGUUAUCCGAUAUUUAGCCUUAAUAUUAGAGUAGCGGGUGCAACUGUUAAAAAGCUAGGAUAUGUGUUGCAAUCCAAUCCUCUAGAGGAUGCUUUGAAGGUUGAGAUUGAAAAGAAUUGCUUAAUGGAUCCGGCUUCACUCUUUGAGGAUAGGGAGGAUCACUGUGCUAUGUGAGGAGCGGAUGGAAGGAUUGGUGCAAGAGACCGAAGACAGGAAUGCAGGGAGAGACUCAAUAUAUUAGAAGAGGGGCAUCAUGCCUGGCUCAUGUGUCUUCAGCAUGGGGGUGCUACGAGAGGUAAAGC